Peromyscus leucopus (white-footed mouse) is the source of this 1812-nucleotide messenger RNA. It is a transcript of the gene Frey1, whose product is annotated as chromosome 4 C11orf94 homolog. Bases 1478 to 1777 code for a protein of 99 amino acids. Lineage: Eukaryota; Metazoa; Chordata; Mammalia; Rodentia; Cricetidae. The transcript has 3 exons. The record is from RefSeq and is a predicted model, not a curated record.
GUUUCCCCUUCACCCACAGGCUAACCAGCAAGCCCUGCGCCCUAGAAGCUCUUCUCUAUGGCAGAAGUCACAUCUGCCAGGGCUGGGACGGGAGAGAGUGCGAACCUGGAUCUGUGUGUGUGUGUGCACACGCGUGAGAUUGCUGGAGCCAUGCAGGCUAUUGUGGGGAAGUGAGAAGAGGGCCCGAACUUCACUGUCUUUGUGUCCAUCCUCCUGUCUCUCCCUCUGUCCUUCUCUCUCUGUCUUUUAGACAGACUCACUGGCCUCAAACUCACGGCAGUCCCAGUGUGGGACUCUAGGGUUAAGCUGUCACCCUACCUUGUUCCCGUCCUUUUGCUGCAUGGACUGUUCCCAGCAGAGGCGCCCCUCGACUUUGGAGGACACGGUUUGCACCUGUCUUCCAGGCCUCCCCCCUCCAGUGUGCUCUCACAGCCAACUCAACCCGACAUGCUUGCCGUGUGAUUGUGAGCAGCACAACCCUGGGCUCUGAGCAGCAGUGGCGAGGGCAGCCUCAGUCUGUGGGCUCGGAACCCGUGACCCUCUGCUCAGACUCGGGCAUCCUGCGUGCUUACACUGUAGCAGGCUUCAGCGCCAUGCCACCUGUGGUCCCCGCCUUGCGGUCCCCGCCUACUGGGUCAUCUGUGUGUGGACUGCAGUGGGAUCUUGAAGAUGGAGGUGGUGUGGCAGAGGGGAGCGAGGCCUUCCAGCAGGCGGUGGGACUCAAAAACUGCAGCGGUUGUGUUAGUCUGGAGAUGGUAGAGACUAACCGCCAAGCCGCACCCCUCACCGGGAGGUCAGGCUCCUGACCACAGCUGGAGCAGGGAAGGCUGUGUGUGGAACAGCUGUGCAGGGGCUUGGUGGAGAUAACACGGAAGUGCUGUGCUGUGUGGGCAUGAGGAGGGGGUGGCAUGAGGCCCAGGGGAAGGUCUGGUAGGGCACCAUACACCUGGUGUUCUGCGCAGAGACGAGAGUGGGUGACAUCAGCCAUGACGUGGGCCACACUCAGGCAAUGGGGCAAGGGGAUGAAUAACCGUAGCAGACCAUGGGGGCUGUGGGUAGAGGGACAGGGUGGUAUCCAGGAGUCCAGGGAUGGGUGAGGCUUUGGAGUUGGCCAGCAUAUGGCACUCCAGGUCCCUAGAACUGAGGAAGAGGUUUCCUGGCAGGGACAUAACACUAAAGCAGUGGUAUGGGACAAGGGUCUUCUCCAGGCUGGCAGUAGUGGUGCACAGCUUGGAUGCCAGCACUUGGGAGGCAGAGUUCAAGGCCAGCCUGGUCUACAGCGUGAGUCCCAGGACAGCCAAGGCUCCACAGAGAAACCCUGUCUCCAAAGUCUUCAAGACGCGAAGGAAGGUAGUGCUGGAGCGGAUGCUGAGCUCUGGAACUAACGUCCUUUGUGAGGUGGCCCUGAGAACGGGCACCAGGUUCUGUCCUGCUGGGGGAGGGGCAGGCAGAAGCCACAGCAGGGACUGUACAGGAGAUGGUUCUCGCCAUGCUGGGGGCUCUCUAUCCCAGGGCUGGGCUCAGCCUCUUCCUUUUUUACCUCAUCCUGGCAGGCGCCCUCCUUCGACCGCAGCCCCAGAGGUCUCUGCGAUCUGUUCCUGAGGAAUUCUCAGCUCCGCUGGAACUCUCGGCUCCGCUCUCGGGCCUCGUGGAUGACUCUGGGGUCAGACCCAAGCACCCGUGGCCACGAGGGCCCCGACCCCUUCUCUCUCAGGCCCAGCAGCGCAAGCGGGACGGGCCCAACAUGGCUGACUAUUACUAUGACGUGAAUCUGUGAUGGGAACCCCGCAUAAAGCUAUUCUGGGCAGCAAA